GUCCAUCUUUGCGUAUAAUCCUUUCAAGAUGGCUACCAAAGAAGUUAAGCAAGAGACCGCUGUUGACUAUAGCUUGAACAAUUCUGAAACUAUCAACAAGUACAAGCUUGCUGGUGAACUUUCCCAAAAUGUUUUAAACAAGGUCGUCGACUUAUGUAAAGACGGUGCUAAGGUCUUCGACAUCUGCGUCCGUGGUGACCAACUCUUGGAAGAAGCAGUUAGCAAGGUUGCACGCGGUAAGGACUCUUAUAAGGGUAUUGCUUUCCCUACUGCCGUUUCUCCUAAUGGAGUUGCUGCACACUUAUCUCCCUUGUCUAAUGACCCUGAAGCCAACAUUAUUUUAAAGGCGGGUGAUAUUGUUAAGGUAUUCUUAGGUGCUCACAUUGAUGGUUUCGCAUCUUUAGUUGCUACUACUGUUGUCGUUUCUGAGGAAGCUGUCAUUGGUGAAAAGGCAGACGUGAUUGCUGCUGCUUCUGCUGCCUUGAAGGCUGCCCAACGUACUAUCAAGCCUGGAAAUAAUAACUGGCAAGUCACUGAUAUUGUCGACAAAAUUGCUACUACUUAUGGUUGCAAGCCUGUUUCUGGUAUGCUCACUCACCAACAAGAAAGAGACGUGAUUGAUGGUAAAAAGCAAAUCAUUUUGAAUCCUUCUGAGACCCAACGCGCUCAAUUUGACACUUUUACCUUCCAAGAAGGUGAAGUCUAUGGUGUUGAUAUCCUGAUCUCUUCUUCUCCUAGUGGAAAAAUCAAGCGUUCUGACAUUGCUACCCGUAUUUACAAGAAGACUGAUACCAAAUACAUGUUGAAGCUUCAAGCCAGUCGCAAGGUCUAUUCUGAGAUUCAAAAUAAGUUUGGUGCUUACCCCUUUUCUACCCGUAACAUUACUCAUGAUAGCAGAACAAACAUGGGUUUCAGCGAAUGCACUCAGCACGACCUAUUGUAUCCUUAUGAUGUUUUGACCGACAAGGAGGGUGGCUAUAUUGCUGAGUUUUACUCUACUAUUGCUUUGACCAAGAACGGUACCAUUGUCUUUAGUGAUUCUGAGCCUCGCAACAACAUCCAGUCGGACAAGAAGAUUGAGGACAAGGAAAUCAUCUCCCUUCUCGAGACUCCUUUGAAGACUAGCAGCGCUAGCAAGAAGAAAAAGAACAAUAAAAAGAAGACUACUGGCGAAGGUCAAGCUGCUUAACAAAUAUGAUCAGGACUUAGUAAAGUUUUGAUACUUUUUUAAUUGUAUCAUAAAAAAAUUCGGUCUCUGCUGAUGUAGAGCAUCCCUUGCCAAACCACUGAAAAAGUUUCUUUAUGAUAUGUUUUUACUCAUGUUAAAAAUAAAAUAACUCCUCAUUUUCUUCGAUAGUGCGCUACUGGGAUUACAUCCUACUAACUUCCUUUAUUAUUUUUUCCAUUCUUUGUGAGUGUUUAUCGUAAAUGCUAUUUAGUAAUUCAUUUAUUUUAUACGAAAAUUAUCGUCCC
Messenger RNA from Schizosaccharomyces cryophilus OY26, 1473 nucleotides. Its product is annotated as curved DNA-binding protein Cdb4. The record is from RefSeq and is a predicted model, not a curated record. NCBI's taxonomy places the organism in Eukaryota, Fungi, Ascomycota, Schizosaccharomycetes, Schizosaccharomycetales, Schizosaccharomycetaceae. Bases 29 to 1189 code for a protein of 386 amino acids. The transcript has a single exon.